Molecule: messenger RNA, 336 nt
Organism: Anisakis simplex (herring worm)
Lineage: Eukaryota; Metazoa; Nematoda; Chromadorea; Rhabditida; Anisakidae
Source: the annotation of a GenBank genome assembly
AAUAAUCCACAGUAUCUGAUUCAUUUGAGUGACCUGGAUCCGAAAGAUGAUGAUCAUUUGUGUACGGUGAUUGUAGCGUUGAUGCAGAAGUAUCGUCGUGAGUUGAAACAUGCCGGAAUCGAGAAAGUUUCUAUUGGAUUCCGUAUUUAUGAUGCUGAUGGAACCAGUGGACGUCUCGAUAAAAAAUUUUUCAGUUCGCACAAACCGUGUGCUCAAACGGCUUCUUUCACCCACAUGAGAGAGGCAGGUUAUCACGGCAUUGAUUUAUUCGAUUUACUGUGUUUGAUCUAUUCGUUCGAUCAUCGAGAAAUCUUUGAACAUACUCGUAUCUUCUAA